AUGGAGAGAGUUUGGUUUUUGCUGCUGCUCAGCCUUGCCUUGACAGAAGGGGGGCUCUUCCUUAAUCUGAAAAAUGGAGAGCUGUGUUUGCAAAGUAUUCAGUGCAGAAGCAAAUGCUGUCACAGAAAAGAUGGGUUAAGUCUGUCUCGUUGUGCAGACAAAGCGGCUGAGAACCAGGAGUGCAGCCGAAAGCACAUUUAUCAAGUUUACUACAGGUGUCCCUGCGAGAACGGCUUAACAUGUGAGGCAGACUGGACAAUUGUGGGGGGUAUCACCAACACUGACUAUGGCAUCUGCAAAGACCCAGCAAAAAGAAUCAACAGUCAAUGA
Messenger RNA from Elgaria multicarinata webbii, 330 nucleotides. RefSeq names its product colipase (gene CLPS). NCBI's taxonomy places the organism in Eukaryota, Metazoa, Chordata, Lepidosauria, Squamata, Anguidae. The record is from RefSeq and is a predicted model, not a curated record. Bases 1 to 330 code for a protein of 109 amino acids. Gene Ontology annotation, biological process: digestion; lipid catabolic process; positive regulation of catalytic activity. The transcript is spliced from 3 exons. Gene Ontology annotation, molecular function: lipase binding; enzyme activator activity. Gene Ontology annotation, cellular component: extracellular region.